Oryza brachyantha (malo sina) is the source of this 3685-nucleotide messenger RNA. RefSeq names its product lysine-specific demethylase JMJ25-like. Gene Ontology annotation, biological process: regulation of transcription by RNA polymerase II. The coding region runs from base 78 to 3206 and encodes 1042 amino acids. Gene Ontology annotation, molecular function: histone H3K9 demethylase activity; chromatin DNA binding; transcription coregulator activity. The transcript has 16 exons. NCBI's taxonomy places the organism in Eukaryota, Viridiplantae, Streptophyta, Magnoliopsida, Poales, Poaceae. The record is from RefSeq and is a predicted model, not a curated record. Gene Ontology annotation, cellular component: chromatin; histone deacetylase complex.
CAAAAAAACCCAAGCGAAAAAAGAUACUCUCCUCCCCCACCACCUCCACCGACUCUACAGCUUCCGCCCUAGCGCGGAUGGAGGAGCCGAAGCGCGGGAGGGGGAGGCCGCCAGGAAGGGGUCGGGCUCGGGGGCGUCUCGGCGACCAGUCUUUCGCGCCGCCGGCGGCGAGGCCCGGGGAGGAAAGCCGCGGCGGGGUCGCGGCGGGGGGGAGGGCGCUGCGGGUGAGGAGGCCGGCGCCCGGCGCGUACUUUGAGCGCGAAGCUGAUACUGACAGCGAUGAUGAGUAUGGUGAGCAGAAUGACGAUGAUGCUGAAAAACCAAAUAAUCAAGUUGCAGAGCCUCUUGAUGAGCCCAAGAAUAGUAUUGCACGGAAGAAGAGGGGAAGGUCAAAGAAAAUGAAAGCAGAGGAUGGCAAUAACGGACUCUCCGACGGGAAAAACCUUGACACAAACAAUGGGCCUUCAAAAGAAUUGAAGCAAAGAGCUGCAGGGAGGAAGUUUAACAAAAAAAUGUUGAAGAACAUAGAGGAAGAAGAGAAUAAGGCCACAUCCUCUGAGGAUAAAAUUUGUGAUGCAAAUUACAAGAAAGGGAAGAAGAUGCUCACUGGGGAAAAUGCUUUGAUGUGCCACCAAUGCCAGAGAAAUGACAAAGGGAGAGUGAUUUGGUGUAAAUCAUGCAAGAAUAAGCGCUUCUGUGAGCCAUGCAUAAAACGAUGGUAUCCAAGUUUGUCAAAAGUUGAUUUUGCUGCAAAAUGCCCGUAUUGUAGAAAGAAUUGUAAUUGCAAGGCAUGCCUAAGAAUGAUAAGAGUUGAAAAGCCUCCUGAAAAGAAUAUCUCCGAGGAAAAUCAAAGGUGUUAUGCUUUUCGUAUUGCAUACUUGUUGCUUCCUUGGUUGAAAGAACUACAACAGGAGCAGAUGAAGGAGAAGGAAUUUGAGUGCAAAUUACAAGGUGUUUCUGUGGAUGAAGUAAAGUUGGAACAAGCUGAUUGUGACAUAGAUGAGCGUGUUUAUUGUAAUAGGUGCAAAACUUCUUUAGUUGAUUUUCAUAGAAGCUGCAAAGCUUGUUCGUAUGACCUGUGUCUUGCAUGCUGCUGGGAGCUUCGCAAAGGGGAGAUUCCUGGAGGAGAAGACGUAAAGAUUGUGCACUGGGAAGAUAGAGGGAUUAAGUAUGUUUUUGGUGAUAUUCCCAAGUCAAAGGAUGAGGAUGGAAAUAAAAGGGUCUCUUCAAGGAGACACAUGGAGACCCCAAGUGCUGAAUCUUUCAAUAACCUGGAUGUUGCCAUGGACCAAAAUAACCCUCUGCUACUGUGGAAAGCUAAUAGUGAUGGCAGUAUACCUUGUCCACCAAAGGAAAUAGGAGGCUGUGGUGCUUCAUCUUUGGAACUCAAAUGCUUGCUACCAGAAAAUAUGCUUUCUGAGUUAGAAUACAGAGGUAACAAAAUUAUUAAGAGAAAAUCAUUUGCAAAGGCAAUAAACACAAGAAGUAAUCAUUGCCCUUGCUUUGAUCAUUCAAGCAAGAUAAGAACAGAGGCUAUUCGAAAAGCAGCCAAUAGAAAGGGUUCAAGUGAUAACUACCUAUACUGUCCAGAUGCUACUGACAUCCGGGAGGAUGACCUGUUGCACUUUCAGAUGCAUUGGUCAAAAGGUGAACCAGUUAUUGUCUCUGAUGCUCUUCAGUUAACAUCUGGGCUGAGUUGGGAGCCAUUGGUUAUGUGGCGAGCAUUGCGAGAAAAGAAAACCAAUGGUGAUGUUGAAGAUGAGCACUUUGCUGUUACCGCGGUGGAUUGCCUUGAUUGGAAUGAGGUGGAAAUUAACAUACACAUGUUCUUUAUGGGGUAUAUGAGAGGUAGAAUGCAUUCGAGGAACCAUUGGCCUGAGAUGCUUAAGCUAAAAGAUUGGCCACCAUCUAGUUUGUUUGACCAGAGAUUACCUCGCCAUGGUGCUGAAUUUAUCACUGCAUUGCCAUUUCCUGAGUAUACAGAUCCACGAUAUGGCCCACUAAAUCUUGCUGUCAGGCUUCCUGCUGGUGUACUGAAGCCUGAUCUUGGGCCAAAAACUUAUAUUGCUUAUGGACAUUAUGAAGAGUUAGGCAGGGGUGACUCUGUGACCAAACUUCACUGUGACAUGUCUGAUGCGGUAAAUAUCUUGAUGCACACAGCUGACGUGUCGUAUGAAACUGAACAGCUUCAAAAGAUUGCAGAAACCAAAAAGAAAAUGAGAGAACAAGAUCUUCAUGAACGUGGGGUUUUAGAAUCAGACACCAUGCACAGGCAAUCAUCUCUGGUUGAAUCCAAGGGUAAAGCUGUUGAUAAAUCAUCGAAAAUCUCAUGUAACAUGGAAACCAAACACAUCUCUAAACAAAGUACUGAGGGUUUGGACAUUAAUGCUUUACCUUCUGAUGAUUCUGGAAGUGAUGUUGGGCAAAGUGAAUUAGCACAAUGUUCAAAACAUAAUAAUGAGGUUAAAAAUAGUUCUAGCAAGAUGCAUGGUGGAGCUCAUUGUACUUUGGACAACCAAGGAUACAUUGAUAGGAGUGGAUGCCUACACAAAGAUUCGGACUGUUCAGACCAACAGAAAACUGGUGGCGCUUUGUGGGAUAUUUUUCGAAGAGAGGAUUCUGAGAAGUUACAAGAUUAUCUUUGCAAGCAUGCCUCAGAAUUUCGGCACAUACACUGUGAUCCAGUGAAACAGGUUUAUCACCCAAUUCAUGACCAGACUUUCUAUUUGACCGCAGAGCAUAAAAGAAAGCUCAAGAAAGAAUACGGUAUUGAACCUUGGACAUUCGAGCAGAAGCUAGGUGAAGCUGUUUUCAUUCCUGCUGGGUGUCCACACCAAGUGAGAAAUUUAAAGUCUUGCAUCAAGGUUGCUCUAGACUUUGUUUCCCCUGAAAAUGUCAGUGAAUGUGUUAAGCUGACUGGAGAGUUUAGACGUCUUCCAUCUCAUCACAGGGCUAAAGAAGAUAAACUAGAGAUCAAGAAGAUUGCUCUUAAUGCUCUUAAAGAAGUUGUAAACUUCUUGGAUCCUUUAUCAGAAGGGUCAAAGAACAUGGAUGACCAGCCAAACAUUGAAGUGGCAGAUGUGAACAAACGUAAAAGGCAAUACGGUAAGCGAGGAGGUGACCGGAUGACUGGGGAAGACCAACCCAACGAUGAAACAAUAGAAGAGAGGAAGCCUAAAAGGCGGGGGAGACCAUCCAAAAGGUGAUCUGAGGACUGAAGAAUCCUAGAAAGCAAGGUGGCCUCCGAAGAGGCUCCAGUAGGUGAUUUACUAUUUGUAUUUAUGACUGUAUGGAAGGCCUAGCAUUCAUGCUUUUUGAUCACUCAAAAGGCUCUAAGGAUGUGACUGCUAUCGUUUUGAAACAAACUAGGUUUCGGCGGGUCAAGCAUCACCUCAGACAUCGCCAUGGUGUCUAUUUUGUUCAUAUGUGGUGAUUGCUGUCACUAAAAUGAUGUAUUUUGUUGCCUAUAUUAUGGCAAUCGACUUGGAUUAGCUUUGGUAAAUUUCAAUAUGUAAUCGCCGUGCAAGUUUGCUAUGGCGGUUGCAUUUGUUAGGUCCAUUUCAAUCUGCGACAUUCCUACCUGAGUCAUGGCCCACGCUGAUGCUUAUUCAUGUUGACCUGCCCGUGAUUUUGAGGUAAAGUUUGCUACAGGGCACUCAAUAAUGUGUUAUGGGAGGACACAAAU